Cordyceps militaris CM01 is the source of this 1965-nucleotide messenger RNA. Its product is annotated as C6 zinc finger domain protein. The transcript has 8 exons. The coding region runs from base 1 to 1965 and encodes 654 amino acids. The record is from RefSeq and is a predicted model, not a curated record. Lineage: Eukaryota; Fungi; Ascomycota; Sordariomycetes; Hypocreales; Cordycipitaceae.
AUGAUAUUACUAGCUUUAUUAUACAUCCCUAGCGCCGCCCAAUCACCGGGCCGCCUUGUACGAGCACAGCCUUACAAAGAUGGCUGUACAGGCAGGGGUGUACGCGGCAUGCGACACCAGAGGUGGCUGUCCUGGGGCUCAGCUAAAAAUUCGCCUAACAUUCCCAUCGUCGGCCGAUUUGGGAAUUACUUUGGCCAACAACUCGCUACAAAGAUUGACCGUGAUGCCACCGUUGUCGCAACGAAUUCUUUGGCCUUGCCAAAGCCACUCGCCGCCCCCGACUCACCUUUGGCACAGCCGGCAUUCGAGACAAAAGAACGACGCCUAUUGGAGCUGCAGCUGAUGAAUUACUUUUGUUUCGACGUAUGUUCUUCACUGCCUGGGACCUAUUUCCCCGAAACUCGCAAUAUUUGGACCGUUGUCGUUCCUAGGCUCGCAACCAACUACGACGCCCUCCUCAACGCCAUCAUGACGCUGGCUUUGCGGCAUAUGCUCUGCAGUGGGUGCCAGGAUAUCGCGCCGCUUGACGAGGUCAAACGUUACCAUGCGCAAUAUCUCGAAGCGACAUUGCAGAAAUCCCAGAGCGUCGUCGGCACCUUGUCUCCCGCUGUUGCAGACGCGGCAAGCUUCACGUCGGUCGUCCUAUCUCUGGAUGCGUUUGCGAGUCUGCGUGACCGUGAUAUCGGCGAUUAUGCAGCUCCGGUGCAGUGGCUACACCUAUGCAAGGGUGUCAUGCAGGUUUUUCGUGUGACGCUCAAGCUCCUCAAAGGCUAUCCUGAAGCCAACAUCAAUAAAAUUGUCGCAACCAGCGGCCCGUUUGUCGAGCGAUCCCAGAUCAUGUGCGAGGCAAAUCGGAACCAAUUUCCUGCCCUGCUCAUGCGGCAACCCGGAGAGUCCAACGAAGACGACGCGGCCUAUAUCGAGACUGUCAGUUAUAUAGGCGCCAUACAAAGUGCCAUUAAGGCAGGUGAGGAUAUCCAUUCCACCACGCGCCGCCUGAUUGUUUAUCCGGUACUUUUUCCGCAGCGCUUUGUCGAAUUACUGGACGAGCACCGACCGCGUGCACUGGUGAUUCUUGCACAUUUCUUUGCAGUCGCAGCACACUGUCGGACAUCUGCCUGGGUCGGAGAUAUUCCCAAGAGGGAAAUCCUAGCCUUGGCUGGAUUUCUAGCGCCGCAGUACCAGCAUGAGCUUGCCUGGCCUCUCAUCACAACCGCCCAGAUGGCAAUCUAUGCCGCGAUGAUCAUCCCAGUUCUCUACUUGCUCUUCAGACAUGGCAAAGUGGGCAUCAUAGGAUGGUUCUACUUGGCGGCCUUCUGCGUACUGAGAAUUCUGGGCGGCGCCCUCGCACUCGGCGGAAGCAAGACGGCCACUAUUAUUGCCAACAUUGGACUGUCACCACUUCUCCUUGCCGCCUCUGGCAUUCUUCACGAGUCAAACUCUCUGCGAAAAGUCGGUGAUGCGAAAGUCGAAUGGGCCGUUGUGCUUGCCUUGCACAUCCUUGUUGCUGGUGCGACAGCCAUCCUCGCCGUUGGCGCCUCGGCCUUGCAAAGCUCGUCUCCUCUACCCUCCGAUCUGAUAAAAGUCAAGGUUGGUAUCACACUUUUACUGAUAGGCUGGGUUGUUCUCGUCGGGUGGUCUUUGCAAUCGUGGUUCCGACGCAGUACCCAACAUUCGGAGGCGUCUCGCGCUGGGCGAAAGAUUCUUGUUGGUGUUGCCUUCGCGUUACUGUUUAUUGGUAUUCGCGUGGUGUACACACUGGUUGCUUUCUUCUCCCAGAAGCAGUCGCUAAGCCCGGUCACGGGCACACUUGCGGUCCGCAUUUUGCUCGUCCUUGUGCCAGAGUUAGUUGCAUCUCUCAUUCUCAUCGCGUACGGCUGGAUUACUCGCAAUGGCACCGGUCCCAAGAAUAUUGAUGGUCAGGCUGCCCGGAUACACACGAGGAGCAGGCAGGGCAAUGCGUAG